AAUCGCCUCAACUAGACGAACAUCCAGAUUCCUCCAAAAUGGGCACCAUUUUUGAUACUGUUGACCCGGUCGUCUUCAAGUCGUACAUUUUCUGGUCCGCGGUGCUCGGCUUGAAGAUGUUGGUCAUGUCCAUUCUUACCAGUACAAAGCGGCACGCCAAAAAAGCCUACGCCAGCCCGGAAGACGUGCCCAAGGGCGUCAAGUCGGUUACCAGCGAUCCGGACGUGGAACGCAUUCGGAGGGCGCAUUUGAACGAUUUGGAAAACAUUCUUCCCUUCUUCGUCAUCGGGUUCCUGUACCUGUUCACCAAUCCGAGUGUGCUUGUGGCUACGAAUCUGUUCCGGGCAGUAGCCGUUGCGCGAAUCGUUCAUACUUUGGUUUACGCUGUGUUUGUCAUUCCCCAGCCGGCACGUGGAUUGUCUUGGAUGGUGGGAUACUUCAGCACCGCCUACAUGGCCGUCAAAAUUAUUCUUCAAUUUCUUUAGUUUAGAUCUUUGAACUCUAUUGCUGCUGAUCGUUAUUAAAUGUAAAUGUUAAAAACAA
Molecule: messenger RNA, 543 nt
Organism: Armigeres subalbatus
Lineage: Eukaryota; Metazoa; Arthropoda; Insecta; Diptera; Culicidae
Product: microsomal glutathione S-transferase 1-like
Exons: 2
Coding region: 39-485 (148 amino acids)
Cellular component (GO): membrane
Source: RefSeq, a predicted model, not a curated record